This is a messenger RNA of Osmerus eperlanus (European smelt), 2983 nucleotides long. Its product is annotated as sphingosine kinase 1. The transcript has 5 exons. Bases 92 to 1753 code for a protein of 553 amino acids. NCBI's taxonomy places the organism in Eukaryota, Metazoa, Chordata, Actinopteri, Osmeriformes, Osmeridae. The record is from RefSeq and is a predicted model, not a curated record. Gene Ontology annotation, cellular component: membrane; cytoplasm; intracellular membrane-bounded organelle. Gene Ontology annotation, biological process: phosphorylation; negative regulation of apoptotic process; sphingosine biosynthetic process.
GCCGCUACCCGAUAGUCGCAGUUCCUCAACGAACGGGUGUGUGACUGUGCGCGCCGGUCUGUGGAUCGGGUUCACACUACCCUCUCCACACAUGAUGGAUCAUAAGAAAACAGAACCAGACCUUUCCUAUCGCAACGGGAUUACUCAGUAUGGAGAAUUCACAGCCAUUGAAAACCGAAAAUUCAGGUACGCCGUGAGUCUAACAGAGAGGGACCUCACCAUUCAAAAGAUCACGUCCACGCCAGCGGGACGGAGCAAGGUGGUUUACAACUUAAAAGACUGUGUUGGUUGCCGGGCUUACAGAGGAGAUGACAACACGGACACUGCAGCGUACUUCUCUGCUUUUUUCUACCCAUUCAAGAAACGCUGGAUGAGUUCUGGGUUGUCACGGCAAAGGCUCGAGCAGUGCUUUCGGGUUGAACUGCUCCAAGACUCGCGUGCCAACCUGGAGGAGGCAGAGAGAUGGGCUCGCGCCAUCCGUGACAGCUCAGUUCGACAGCAACAUCUGAGAAACGGUGUUGAGUUCAGUGAGGUGCGCCGCCCCUGCAGGGUGAUGCUGCUGGUCAACCCCCAGAGUGGGAAGGGAGACGCCCUCACCCUCUUCACCGGCCACGUCCAGCGUAUGUUCCAUGAGGCCGGCAUCCCGCACACUCUGGUCAUCACAGAACGUCAGAACCAUGCCAGAGAGCUGGUUCGCGAGGCUGAUCUAUCCCAGUGGGACGCCCUGGUGAUCAUGUCUGGAGAUGGCCUCCUGUUUGAGGUGGUGAACGGUCUGAUGGAGAGAGAGGACUGGCGAGAAGCCAUCCAGAUCCCCCUGGGGAUCCUACCUGGGGGGUCAGGGAACGCCCUGGCAGCAUCCAUACACCACUACUCUGGGGCCCAGGCGGUGUCGCGCGAGGAGCUGCUCGUCAGCUGCGGCUUCCUGCUGUGCAAGGGCCUGGUGGCCUGCAUGGAUCUGACCUCCAUCCACCUCUCCUCCAGCCGCCGCCUCUUCUCCUUCCUGUCGCUGGCCUGGGGCUUCGUGGCCGACGUGGACGUGGAGAGCGAGAAGUACCGGCACGUGGGCGCCGCCCGCUUCACCGUGGGCACCCUGGUCCGGCUCGCCUCGCUCCGCGUCUACCAGGGCAAGCUGGCGUACCUGCCCGCGGAGGAGGAGGAGCGCUCGGUGUCCAUCGCCGUGUCGCCGCAGCGCCCGCCCCCCUCGGCGUUCUGCCCCGCCACCCUGCUCUGCGGGCCCGCGCACGACUCGCCCGCCCCGAAGGCCGCGCACACCCUCCACAACUCCUGCAACUCCAACAACUCCCUCAAGGGGAAAACGUACGAGGCGAUGCCCGGCCACGGGGCCCUCACGGGGCCGCCCGACUCCCUCCUGGUGCCCCUGGACGAGCCUGUGCCCAGUGACUGGGUGGUGGUGAAGGAGGAGGACUUUGUCCUCAUGUUGGCCAUGUACCAGACCCACCUGGCGGAGGACCUGUUUGCGGCGCCCCAAGCCAACCUGGAAGACGGCAUCAUCCACCUGUUCUACGUCAGAGCGGGCAUAUCUCGUACGGCGCUUCUCCGACUCUUCUUAGCCAUGGAGAAGGGCAUGCACAUGGCGACCAACUGCCCGCACAUGGUCUAUGCCAAGGUGCGGGCACUGAGGCUGGAGCCGUAUUCGCCCAAGGGGGUGAUCACCGUGGACGGGGAGGUGGUGGAGUAUGGGCCUGUGCAGGCCCAGAUACACGGACGGCUAGCUAGGCUAAUCACUGGCUAGUAUGGGGAUUGGUGCUACGGAGCUAGCGAGGCAUUUCUUUGCACUUUCCAAAGGUUAGGUCGGAAUUUUGCCGUUGAAACUUUUGACAUGCAAGUGCCAUGGUUCCAUAGCUAAACCCUUUUGAAGGAUACACUCUGAAUAAUGAGUUAUAAUAUUAAUGAAUUACCUUUUUUUGGGGGGAUUGUUGACCUCCCUUGUCAGAGGCAACCUAGCUCCCCUUUUCUCACCAAGGGGACGACAGUUGUGAUACUGCCGUUGGCCGUGCGGUGAGAAGUCUGUAAUCAUAACUUACUCACCCGCACAUACAGUCCCUGCAUAUCAAAUACCCCCCCACACACAGAAACCCCGCACAUACAGUACACAUCCACAUGCACACAACAGUUUCCCACCCUGAACGGCGUGUUUACGACCACGGAGGGGUCAUCUCUAUGUUGUAGCACAACUGCCGUCUCAAUUUGAAUGAUCUCCCCUCAUGCAAUGCUUUUGGGUGGUGAGGCCUUUGCUGCUCUGUUGCACUGGAGUGGACAUGUGGAAGAUACUAGCUUUAGCCGGGAGCUAGCGGGGACAUUAUAAACAUGCCCUUACUUGAACUCACUUUACUAUGGGCCCAGUGGCAGUCGCACCAUUGCUUUUUCAAUCACACUCCAGCUAGAACACUAGCAAGUGGAACAUCUGUUAACCUCAGCAUAUCCAAAUCCAAUACUUGCAUUCAGCCUAUUCUUAAUGGCCUGCUAGUUUUGAGCUUGUUUUGCUUACCUAAUUCUACAAUGGCGACGGCCAGCUUUAAAGUGCACAGAUUGAGAGAAUAGGAGGAAAGUGAUGGGCCUUUUUAUAUUGUGCUGCUAAAACUAGCUAUGGCCUGGCCUGUUUAGGUCGGUCCUGCGGUUCACAUUAGGUCGACGUUGAUGAGUUGUAGUGCCCUGGCUGCAGCCUGUCUUCACCGCACAUCCAUCCCUCCCUCCCCGUCCCUCCAUCCCUCCCUCCAUCCAUCCAUCCUCUGAGAACUGCAGUGCUCCGCAGAGCUGUCCCGCAGUCACACACACACACCUCCCCCCUUUCCCUCUCAGCACCUAUGUGUCCUUAUUGUCAUCAAGCUUUAACCUUCAUACGGAGAUGAAACUACCAAGGAAUUAUGUCAGCACGCCAGUGCUGCUGCUAAGCUAACCCUGCUAUGGGAUGUAGCACAGAACUUUGGAGAAGGAGGGCGGCAAUUAUUCUGCCUUAAACACA